AUGGCCGUCGUCGUCGUCGGCAGCGCCAACGUCGACCUCGUGACCUGCGCGCCGCGCUUCGCGAGGCCCGGCGAGACCCUGCUGGGCUCGCGCUUCGAGCAGCUCUUCGGCGGCAAGGGCGCGAACCAGGCCGUCGCCGCGGCGCUUCUGGGGAGCCGCGUGUCCAUGGUCGCCAAGGUCGGCGCGGACUCCCUGGGCGCGUCGACGCUGGGCAACUUCGCGUCCUUUGGCGUCGACGCCGCGCACGUCGCCCAAACGAAGAGCGCCGCGUCCGGCAUCGCGCACAUCGUCGUCGACGGCGCCGGCGAGAACCAGAUCAUCAUCGUCGCCGGCGCCAACGGCGAGCUCGCGCCGGCGGACGUCGACGACGCGGACGCGGCCAUCGCGGGCGCCAGGGUCGUGCUCACGCAGCUCGAGGUGCCGCUCGCGACGACGAUGCGCGCGCUGGAGCGCGGGCGACACGCGGGCGCGUUGACGGUCUUCAACGCGGCGCCGGCGCCGACGGAGCCGCUGCCCGACGCGCUCUUCGCAUUGUGCGACGUCGUGUGCCCCAACGAGACGGAGACGGCCAUCCUGACGGGUCUGGAGACGAGCACGGACGAGGAAUGCGUCGUCGCGGCCCGGGCGAUUCUCGCCAAGGGCGCGAAGAACGUCGUGUUAACCCUGGGCGCGCGGGGCUGCUGCCUCGUGCGCGCCGGCGAGACCGUGUGGGUGCCCGUGCCCGCGGGCUUCGAGGCCGCGGCCGUCGCGGACACGACCGGCGCGGGCGACGCGUUCCUCGGCGCGCUCGCGCACGGCGUCGCGGCGGGCGCGUCGCUGGCCGACGCGCUCCCGGGCGCCGUCGCCGUGGCGUCGCGGUCCGUGCUGAAGCGCGGCGCCCAGGCGUCGUACCCGGCCCUGGACGAGCUCCCGGCG
Molecule: messenger RNA, 915 nt
Organism: Aureococcus anophagefferens
Lineage: Eukaryota; Pelagophyceae; Pelagomonadales; Pelagomonadaceae
Exons: 1
Biological process (GO): D-ribose metabolic process
Molecular function (GO): ribokinase activity
Source: RefSeq, a predicted model, not a curated record